AUGCCAAAGAGUGCAAGCUUAAAGCUACUGAGGCCAAGGCCAAGGUCAAUGCGAGUUCUCGCCAUCAGUGAAGUAUAUAGUCAGGAUAGUGGUCUAGGAGGGAACCCAGAGUCUCGUGACACGGUAGGAGGUGAAGUCAAUAAGAGAAGGACAGGAGGUCCACAGGGUUCAGACCAAAGGGGGCACGAAGAGUUUGCAUCACAGACGUUGUCUGAACGUGAGCAGAGAAGGAAUAUUCCGAGUAAGGAAUCAUGUGAGUUGCUUUGUCCGAUUGUUGUGGAGGUUACAUCACCAGAAGUUGGCGAUGUAGCCAAGGUGCAGUUGAACAUAAAGGGCGAUAAGGUAGAGACCUUAUUUGACAGUGUGUCACCUACGUCAUUUAGUGACACGGAGCUUGCAGAUAGGCUAGGCCUGGCAAGGUGUAGGGCGCCAGUUCUUAAGUUUAGGGGAGUAAUCUCUGGAGACACUGCGAGGUCGCAGGAGGCGACUGAGAUCGAUAUUGAGAUCGAUGGCAACAAUCAUAGAAUUCCUGUAUAUGUGACGAGUGCUCUAGAUAAGGAGUUGAUUCUAGGAUUUCCUAUUUUGAGGAAAAUUUCCACAGUUCUUGAAUCUUACGAGUGA
Messenger RNA from Vanderwaltozyma polyspora DSM 70294, 621 nucleotides. RefSeq names its product Tkp3 protein. The coding region runs from base 1 to 621 and encodes 206 amino acids. Lineage: Eukaryota; Fungi; Ascomycota; Saccharomycetes; Saccharomycetales; Saccharomycetaceae. The record is from RefSeq and is a predicted model, not a curated record. The transcript has a single exon.